Messenger RNA from Arachis duranensis, 1494 nucleotides. Its product is annotated as proline transporter 1. The coding region runs from base 315 to 1466 and encodes 383 amino acids. The record is from RefSeq and is a predicted model, not a curated record. NCBI's taxonomy places the organism in Eukaryota, Viridiplantae, Streptophyta, Magnoliopsida, Fabales, Fabaceae. The transcript has 7 exons. Gene Ontology annotation, cellular component: plasma membrane.
CACACACACGCAAAAAUAAUUAUUACUAUAAAUUCAUUCAUUUCCCUCCCAAGUUGUGUGCUCUGAAAUCUGAAUUCAAUUCAUUUCUUCCAACACAGAAUCAAUCAUUCAAGCUGGCUGUGAAGGAGGAGCAGGACGAGGAAGAAGAGCAGGUCGCCCUGACUCUACUUUCCGAUGACGACGAUCUUCUUCUUCCCGGAGUUCAAAUCCCCGACACAGCUCAUCAAAUUAGCACCGAUUCAUGGUUUCAAGUGGGUUUUGUGCUUACAACGGGAAUCAACAGCGCAUAUGUUCUUGGAUACUCGGGGACCAUCAUGGUUCCUCUUGGUUGGAUAGGUGGUGUGCUGGGUUUGAUUCUUGCAACUGCAAUUUCCCUAUACGCCAAUGCUCUUCUUGCUAAGCUCCAUGAAUUUGGUGGAACAAGGCAUAUUAGAUACAGAGAUUUAGCUGGCUUUAUCUAUGGUAGAAAAGCAUAUUCUCUCACAUGGGCCCUGCAGUAUAUCAACCUUUUCAUGAUAAAUGCUGGCUAUAUCAUCUUGGCUGGUUCUGCCUUAAAGGCUGUGUAUGCUCUAUUUUGGAAUGAUGGUCAGAUGAAGCUUCCAUAUUGUAUUGCCAUAGCUGGAUUAGUGUGUGCAAUGUUUGCCAUUUGUAUUCCACAUCUUUCAGCACUUGGAGUUUGGCUGGGGUUUUCAACACUCUUCAGCUUAGUAUAUAUUGUCAUUGCACUUGUCCUGUCCCUUAAAGAUGGAAUAAAAUCACCACCUCGAGAUUACAGUAUUCCAGGGUCAUCAACAAGUAAAAUAUUUACUACGAUUGGAGCAUCAGCUAAUCUUGUUUUUGCAUAUAAUACAGGCAUGCUUCCUGAAAUCCAGGCAACAAUCAGGCAGCCAGUUGUGAAGAACAUGAUGAAAGCUCUAUACUUUCAAUUCACUGUUGGAGUCCUCCCAUUGUAUCUGGUUACUUUUGCAGGGUACUGGGCUUAUGGAUCUUCAACAGAAACCUAUUUGCUGAAUAAUGUUAAUGGUCCAGUCUGGGUGAAAGCCAUGGCCAAUAUCACUGCCUUUCUUCAAUCAAUUAUAGCGUUGCACAUAUUUGCAAGUCCAAUGUAUGAGUAUUUGGAUACAAAGCGUGGGAUCAAAGGAAGUGCAUUGGCUUUUAAGAACUUGUCAUUUAGAGUGAUGGUAAGAGGUGGCUACUUGGCUAUUAACACGUUUAUGUCAGCACUAUUGCCAUUCCUUGGAGAUUUCAUGAGUAUCACAGGGGCUAUCAGCACAUUUCCCCUUACAUUUAUCCUUGCAAACCAUAUGUACUUAGUGGCAAAUAAGAACAAAUUAACAUCCAUACAAAAGCUAUGGCAUUGGCUCAACAUUUGUUUAUUUGGAUUCAUGUCUAUUGCAGCAACAGUUGCAGCCCUACGGCUUAUUGCUGUUGACUCCAAAACGUACCAUUUUUUUGCUGAUUUAUAAUUAAAUUCAUUAUAUAUUCUUAGGGCAA